CCCCAUCCUGGAACUUUUUCUCUUCACCCUUCCAGUUUCUCUCCCCUACGAUGACCAAAUCACCAAACAUCCGCCACCCUUCCUUCCUGUCCCUUCUCCUCCUCCACCUCCUCCUCCUCCACCUCGCCAAGGCUCGUUCGGAGCCGAACGCCACCACCCCAUUCCCCUGCGAGACCUACGCAUUCCCCUCCUUCACCGAUAGCAACGAGAACAACUUCACCAUCUUUAACGACGCUAGGAUCGACACCGUGAAAGGCGCCCUCCAAAUCACCCUCGACACCACGAACAACCCCGAAAAUUCCCUCCCCAACAACACCGGCCGGGUCUUCUUUAAGUAUCCUUUCAAGCUCUGGGAGGACCGAGGCCACCCCGAUAGAUACGUUGCCUCCUUCAACACCAUCUUCUCCAUCAACAUCUACCGCCCGAACAACGCGACCCCCGGCGAAGGCUUGGCCUUCGUCAUCUCUCCCGAUGCCGCCGAUCCGCCGCCGGGCAGCGAUGGCGGAUACCUCGGCCUCACUAACGCCACCACCGACGGCAACUCCGCCAACAAGUUCGUUGCUGUCGAGCUAGACACGGUGAAGGAGUCCUACGCCAAAGACCCCGACAACAACCACGUCGGCCUCAACUUAAACAGCGUCGUCUCCAACACCACAACCCGGUUGGCGCCAUUAAACAUCACGAUCGCCACCCUAGGAGACGGCACCAACUACACCGUAUGGAUCGAUUACAAUGGCACCGCUCGCCAUAUCUCGGUCUACAUGGGCGUGCGCGGCCGAUCGAAGCCAAACUUCACCGUCCUCGAUGCCCCGCUCGACAUCAGCAACUACGUCAAACAGUCGUCCUACUUCGGGUUCUCGGCCUCCACCGGCGUCACUUAUCAGCUCAACUGCGUGCUGGAUUGGAACAUAACGAUCGAGAAGCUCCCUGACGACCGGAAACCGGGCUGGUGGAAGUGGUACCUUGUUGGCGGUCUGGCUCUCAUGGCAGUACUGGUGGUAGCUAUUCUGCUCUGGGUGGCGCGUUCUCAGAGAAGGAAGAGGGUGGGGGUGGUCGAUGGCCGGGUAUUGAGUGACAAGCUCAAGAGCCUCCCUGGGAUGCCGAGGGAGUUCAAGUUCGAGACGCUAAAGAAGGCUACCAAUAAUUUUGAUGAGAAAAUGAAGCUGGGGGAAGGGGCAUUCGGGAAGGUGUACAAGGGGUUGCUGCCGAAGGAGAAGGUAACGGUGGCAGUGAAGAAGUUCUCGAGGGACAGCAGCAAAGGGCAGGAUGACUUCCUGGCCGAGCUCACCAUCAUCAAUUGCCUACGCCACAAACACCUUGUCCCUCUGCUUGGGUGGUGCCAUAAAAACGGUAUGCUGCUGCUGGUCUACGAGUACAUGCCCAACGGUAGCCUGGACAAGCACCUGCUCUGCGGCCCCAGCCGGCCGCUGCUCCCAUGGGACCACCGCUACAACAUCCUCACCGGCGUCGCCUCCUCCCUCCACUACCUCCACUACGAGUACAAUCAGAUGGUCGUCCACCGCGACAUCAAGUGCUCCAACAUCAUGCUCGACUCCGCCUUCGACGCCCGCCUCGGCGACUUCGGCCUCGCCCGCGCCCUCAACACCGACAAGACCUCCUACACCGACCUCGACGUCGCCGGCACCACCGGCUACAUCGCCCCGGAAUGCCUCCUCACUCACAAGUUCACGCGAGAGUCCGAUGUCUAUGCCUUCGGGGCCGUCAUCCUCGUCGUCGUCUGCGGCCGCCGCCCGGUCUUCCCCAACUUCCAGCCCCUCGUUGACUGGGUCUGGCGCUUCCACCGCGACGGCCGAAUACUCGACGCCGUCGAUCCCCGGCUUGGGAGUGGAUACACGCCGGAGGAAGCGGAAAGGCUGCUCCUCCUUGGCCUGGCCUGCAGCCACCCGAACCCCGGCGAUCGGCCCAAGACACAGGCCAUCGUGCAGAUCAUUUCCAAGUCGGCGUCGCCGCCGGAGGUGCCGACGUCCAAGCCGGCUUUCGUGCUGCCGGCGGAGGCCAUCGACGAGGGGGGCACGUCAAGCAGGUUGACCAGCACUGCCGGGACGUCGUCGGCCGGCGAGUGGGCCAUGCAGAGCCUCAGCCGGGAGGCGCCGGUGGGGGAGAGGGACAUCUCCAGGGUGUGACGGGUCAUCCAGUCAAAGAUGGAAUCGGAUCUUUUGGAAUGCCGACAAGACCGGACAAUUCACGCGUUGCUUCUGGUUUGGUUUUUAAAUUUUAAUGGCGCUGGAGCUUGCGUGGGUUGUUUUUUUUUUGGUUAGUUUUUUUUUUCUCAACUUCUGUAUAUAAAUUUUAGCUUUUGGAACUCUUCCUCAGUCUACUACUCUGUGUUGGUCACAAUUACAGAAGUAAUGUUUGCUUACUCCGCAUAUGUGUGAUAAGCGAAGAGGAACAGCUAUAAUGUUAUAUAUAGAGAAUUAGAAAGUGAUAUAUAGGAGAGGAAAAGUUUCCUUGUGAUUUCUAGGA
Elaeis guineensis (African oil palm) is the source of this 2484-nucleotide messenger RNA. RefSeq names its product probable L-type lectin-domain containing receptor kinase S.5. Gene Ontology annotation, biological process: protein phosphorylation. The record is from RefSeq and is a predicted model, not a curated record. Gene Ontology annotation, molecular function: protein kinase activity; carbohydrate binding; ATP binding. Lineage: Eukaryota; Viridiplantae; Streptophyta; Magnoliopsida; Arecales; Arecaceae.